Molecule: messenger RNA, 399 nt
Organism: Meloidogyne enterolobii
Lineage: Eukaryota; Metazoa; Nematoda; Chromadorea; Rhabditida; Meloidogynidae
Source: the annotation of a GenBank genome assembly
AUGCCUAUGUGUUUUGGUUGGAGUUUAGAAAGGCCUUCUCCAGAAUCUUUAAUUAAAUUGAAAAACCGAGAGGCUUCCAAUUUAAAUAAAAAUAAAAUAUACGAAGAAAAGAAGGAGAAAAAAACAAAGAAAAAUAAAAUUGAAGAAAAUGAAGAAAUUAAUAAUAAUUUAAAAAUUAACGAAAAUAAAGGAGUAAAAAUAAUUAUGGAAAUGGAUGAAAAUAAAAAAGAAGAUGAUGAAAUGAUAAAUUUGAAGGAAAUAGAUGAAUGUUUAAAUAUUUCCUCCUUAAAUACUUUAAUUGAAGAAAAUAGUAAAUUCACAAAAUUAACAGAAUAUGAUAAUGGGAAAUUAGGUAUUUACAUAAAGUUUAUAAAGAAACUUGUGAAUCUUUUUUUUUAA